Ectocarpus siliculosus is the source of this 2130-nucleotide messenger RNA. The record is from the annotation of a GenBank genome assembly. NCBI's taxonomy places the organism in Eukaryota, Phaeophyceae, Ectocarpales, Ectocarpaceae.
CCUGUUCGGUUGUCACAGCACCCUGAGAGCUGAACGAUCAUGGCGUUCCGUGUUGCAUGCCUCACGCUCGGUGCGCUCGCCGUCGGGGAUGCCUUCGUGGUGCCGCUGGCCGCGAAGCAGGCGGGGGGGUUAGUACGCUCUACUACAGCCAGGACCCGCAGCAGCACGACCGUCGGUAGGAGGGGCGGGGUGUCGAUGGCGGCGGUGGAAGAGCCGUGGUUCGACGAGGCAAAGGCCAACGUGCUCUUGGACCUGGACGAACUGGAGCGUGCCUCGGACAUGACCUUGAGCAGCGACAAGCCCAAGAAGAGCGUGGGCGACCUCACCUCCGAGGAUCUCAAGGGCAAGAGGGUGCUUGUCCGGUGUGACCUGAACGUGCCCCUUGACGGGUCCACCAUCACCGACGACACUCGCAUCCGCGCUUCUAUCCCCACUGUCAAGUUCCUCGUGGACAAGGGGGCGAAGGUGCUGCUUUCGUCGCACCUCGGGCGGCCGAAGGACGGGCCGGAGGACAAGUUCUCGCUCGCGCCCGUGUCCGAGCGCCUGACCAAGCUCCUGGGAAAGAAGGUCACCAUGGCGCCGGACUGCAUCGGGCCUGAGGUGGCUUCGCUGGUGGACGACAUGAAGAACGGAGGCGUUCUCCUCCUCGAGAACGUCCGGUUCUACAAGGAGGAGACCAAGAACGACUCCGACUUCGCGAAGAAGCUGGCGGCGAACGCCGACCUGUUCGUGAACGACGCCUUCGGGACGGCUCACCGCGCCCACGGCUCUACGGAGGGGGUGACCAAGUACCUCUCGCCCUCUGUCGCCGGGUUCCUGCUGCAGAAGGAGCUAGACUAUCUCCAGGGUGCGGUGGCCGAGCCCAAGAGGCCGUUCGCGGCUGUCGUGGGCGGUUCCAAGGUGUCCUCCAAGAUCGGCGUCAUCGACUCCAUGCUCAACAAGGUGGACAUGCUGGUGAUAGGCGGAGGCAUGGUGUUCACCUUCCUCAAGGCGCGGGGAUUGAGCGUGGGAUCUUCCCUGGUUGAGGACGACAAGCUCGACCUCGCGCGCGAGCUCGAGAAGACGGCGGCUUCCAAGGGCGUCGAGAUCAUCUUGCCCACGGACGUGGUGUUGGCCGACGCUUUCUCCGCCGACGCUAACACACAGGUGGCGUCGGUGGACGCCAUCCCCGACGGCUGGAUGGGGCUGGACAACGGGCCCGACUCCACCUCGCUCAUCCAGGGUAAGCUGGCCGACUGCAAGACGGUGAUCUGGAACGGGCCGAUGGGAGUUUUCGAGUACGAGGCGUUUGCCAAGUUUGGCGUGGGUGAAAAUCUUGGAGCGGCCCCGGGGAAAGGGUGGCUCACCAUUAUCGGAGGGGGAAAAUCCGUGGGUGCUGUCGAAAAGGCUGGACUCGCGGACAAGAUGUCGCACAUCUCCACCGGCGGAGGCGCGUCACUCGAGCUUUUGGAGGGGAAGGUUCUGCCGGGUGUUGCUGCGCUCGACCCCAAGGACUAGUGGAUAUUCAUGCAUUGACAUGUGUUCGAUCGAAUCGACCCUGAGUUGCCAAAUGGGUCCAGAAUUGAUAGGAUGCAAUCCCUUUCCGCAGGCGAACCAGCUUCGCUUCUUCUCCGCUUGGCUCUGACUGGUCCCAAUCAAGAACAUUCUGGCCCCGCCCAUGAUCGGCGUUGAUCAGGUCAGAUCACAGCUUCUCAGCACUUGCGUCGUUAGGGCAAAACGGAGGCUACGCUGGAGUAGCGACCACAUCCGCCCAGACUUGCUUUAUUUUGUACCUCGGCGGUGUUUUGCGGCUUUUCGGACGAGAGCGUGGGACUUUUGGGUCGCAUAGCGAAAAGAGUAGUCGGUCGUUACCACAUGUACAGUAUUUUCCCGUUUUAGGACAAGUUGGCGGCAUUGACCGACAAGCUAUGUCGUAGUGUUGUGUUUAUUUACGGCGGCGCCGUGGUAUUUUUUCUUUUUUGCGACAACGGGUGCGGGAAUGACCCAUCGAGGCAUCGAGGGGCAUUCGUCGGCUGCCCUUUGCUAAACUUGACUCCGACCAGCUAGCCGAUUCCAUCCUCUGUUUUGGGACACGCUUUGUGGUAUCUAAGGUGUGCGUCUUUAGCAUCAAGUGAAGACACGGAAUCUAUC